AAGUUCCGUCUCUUCUCCGAGAUGUGCAGCCCCGUUGCUUGAAGAGGCCAUUUAUAGUAGCUUUGGGUAGACUAGUAUAGGCCUUCUGAUUGGGUCGAAGCAAAGUGACCAAAUAGCCAAUGAAAAGGUAGACGUGCAACUAUCAUUUACAUUCGUAUUUGUGACGACACUAAAAUUAAUCCAAUCAUGAGCGAAAUCUUACUAACCUAAUUUGAAUACCGCAUCUAUAAAUAAAUGUGGCCUCGCUGGGGGUGACUAUUUUCCCAGGUGUUAGCGAUAGUGUCGUGAUUUUUUAACGCUGCAAUGCCUGAACCUACCAAGUCUGCUCCAGCCCCGAAGAAGGGCUCCAAGAAGGCGGUGACCAAGGCGCAGAAGAAUGAUGGCAAGAAGCGCAAGCGCAGCCGCAAGGAGAGCUACUCCGUGUACGUGUACAAGGUGCUGAAGCAGGUCCACCCCGACACCGGCAUCUCGUCCAAGGCCAUGGGCAUCAUGAACUCGUUCGUCAACGACAUCUUCGAGCGCAUCGCGGGCGAGGCGUCGCGCCUAGCGCAUUACAACAAGCGCUCGACCAUCACGUCCAGGGAGAUCCAGACGGCCGUGCGCCUGCUGCUGCCCGGGGAGCUGGCCAAGCACGCCGUGUCCGAGGGCACCAAGGCCGUCACCAAGUACACCAGCUCCAAGUAAACUUGUCAAGUCUCCAAGCUGAUCCUGAUGUUGAUCCGGGACUUGGCGAUGACUGCUCAUCCAGAGCACGAAAGAGCAUUUUCUGAUAACUUUGUUCUGCUCAGAAUUUCUUUUCUUCUUUCUUUCUUAACAUACAGAUGUAUAUUACUGAAAAAAGACUGAAGACAAUGAGUUUUCACGGAAACACUACUGAGGUUUUUCUGGUUUGCUUGCUUUGCAAUUGGUCUAAUUUUUGCUUGAGGCUCUGAACAGCGAGUGGGGGAGGUAGAGGAGGAGCUUAUGCUGUGUCCUGAAGGCACCGAGGGAGAGGAAAGGGAAGCCGCUUUUGAGACGCCUUCAAAUCCUCUCAGUUACUACAUCUUUUUUCCCAGAAAGUCCUAUUUAAUUUACAGCCUUUUGGCAGUAUUCAGCUGUAUUGUCCUCUGGGUCACAAAAGAGAAGCCCAAUACUCAGUCCGUUAAGAUGGCUGAUUAGGUAGGCAGUAGUUAUCUCAGGACUGAGGCCCCCUUUUCAGUACCCUAUACCCUUUCCCGGGUGUCCCCGAGUGUCAAGCAUGGAGGGGAGGUAGAAAGGGAAGGGAAGCCCCUUCUGGA
Messenger RNA from Ceratotherium simum simum (southern white rhinoceros), 1277 nucleotides. NCBI's taxonomy places the organism in Eukaryota, Metazoa, Chordata, Mammalia, Perissodactyla, Rhinocerotidae. The record is from RefSeq and is a predicted model, not a curated record.